Messenger RNA from Cyprinus carpio (common carp), 3367 nucleotides. RefSeq lists its product as uncharacterized. Lineage: Eukaryota; Metazoa; Chordata; Actinopteri; Cypriniformes; Cyprinidae. The transcript has 7 exons. The record is from RefSeq and is a predicted model, not a curated record. The coding region runs from base 370 to 2604 and encodes 744 amino acids.
CCAAUCAAUUGUGUUCCAGCUGUGUUCUCCCCAUGAGGGUGUGUUUACACUGACUUCAGCGUGGAGUCAUUACAUCAGAAUCAGAUGGAUAUUGGGUGACAGAAAGCCCUGGCAGCAUUAAACUUGUUUUACUCCUGUUGCUCUAGCCUGGUGGAGAAACAUCUGCUAGUGAAAGGAUGCACUUUUGAAUAUUUAUCUUUAGAAGAUCAUUCAUUCUUCAGAUUCCUGGAACUUUAACAACAAAUUUUAAACAGACCCCAAAACGCUGCAAGGAUCACAUGCCCAAAUCAGAGCUGAACAAAUCAUUUUCAGGAAUUACAAGGGAGGCAUCAACACAGCUAAAUACUGAUAGUGUAGCAACUAUAAGAGAUGGAAAGAUACUCCACACCUGUGUGUGGCUCCUCAGAGGAUGAGGUGAAAAUUUACCAACAUUACCAUCCCAUACCUCAACAGCAUCCUCACAACCAUCAUUACAACCACUAUCACCACCGUGGCUCACACAGCAGUCAUGGAAAACACACUGAAAAACAUACUCACCAGCACCACAACAACCAGCUUCACUUUUAUCAUUCUGCAAACCCUAAAAUGUCUGGAGACCAUCACAGAGUCUCUAAAAGGUCUUCCUCCAGCCUGUCCUCCUCCUCUUCCACUUCUUCAUCUGGAUCUUGGACCUCUGAGCCCAGCCUGGAUGAUGAGACGUAUCUCAUGCACAAACCCCAGCAUUCCCUGUCCUGCUCCAACAUCCCUGAGGUCCGAAGGAAAAGCCAUGACAGAGAAUCUGAGGACUUUGAUUUUGAUCUGAGUGAUCAGGGGCACCGCCACAGUCUAGAAAACGCAGUCGAACUGCUGCCUGGUUCUCAGCAUGGACAUCAGAUGCCAAAACUCUCCCGGGACCAUAGCAAAAGCGAGGAGGGCCUUCAACAAAACAAGCAUAAAGAUGGUUGCUCAGCAGGAUCUCACUCCAUAGAUCAUGGGCCUCUUUACAAGACAGCAAGCCUGGGACAAAGCCUUGCCUUUGGUGGCAAUAAUGAUAACACUCUAGGUGGCAGAGUGGUUCCCAAGAAGGCUGUUUCAUCUAUUCAGUUGCCCAGCAAAGGUAUUCUGAAAAACAAAGAUGAGGGACAGAAAGAUGGAAACUUCAGGAAAGCGAAGUCUAUGGAGGUGCUCUCCACCAGGGUGCACGUCACAGGAACAUCCGAGCAGAUCUCUAUGGAAGCUGCAAGUGAUAACUUUGUGAAAGGGAAGCUACAGUUCUCUGCAUUUCUGGACGAGAUCACCAGGCAGGUUAUCAGUCCCUGUGCUCUUAGCUCUUUUGGCGUAAAUACACCAACGCCACCAAAAUCUCCCAAUGAAGAGCGCAAGAACCGUGGCAGCAAGCGGGAGAGCUUUGUGCCGCCACCAAAACAGCAGCCCAUCAGAGCUGAGAGACCAGAUUCAGGAAAAACAGAUUCAAGCUCACUCUCUCGAUCCCAUAAGAGCAAAAACCACAACCGAAACCUGACCAGCCCUCCAUCGCUGCCCUGCCGCCCUUCAAAAGCUGAAAGACAAGGGGCUGCUUCAAGAAAACAGCACCACAGGCAAACUUCCCAGAUGUUCACUGAUGGUACCAGCACCAGCCCAGAAACUAUCCACACCAACCUCUCGAAACACAAAGGGCGACAUCAAAGUAGUCAUGGCCCAUCCAGGAACUUCCAUACUAAGCAGGCAAAGGGAUCACCGCCGCCUCGGCGAGCGGCAGGGCUGGAGUUAGAGUCCCAGUCAAGUAAAUCAUCCACCAGUGCUAGUUCAGAGAAAAGUGACAGACCCAAACACAUGGGACACAGGAGGCAGUCCAAACCACACAGGGAUUCAUCUGGUUCCGUGGACAGAGUUCAGAUGCUGGAGGAGCACAACAAAGAGCUACAUGAGACCCUGUUGCAGACUGUGGCAUGCAUUGAGAACAUGGAGGCAGAAUUGCAAAGUACCAAGACAGAGUUAGUCAGCUUCAAAGAGAAAUACAGAAGGCUACAGGAAAGCUAUUCUGUUUCUCAGCAGGCAAGCAGUAUCUUGGAGCAGAAACUCAAAACUGCAGUAGACAGCUUGGACUCAGAGAGGAAGUUCCUCAUGCAGAGAAUUGCAGAUCUGACUAAACAGCUGGAUACUGCUCAGAAGACCAUCAGCUCUCUGGAAAACAUUAAUGUUCCCUCACUGAUUAGAGAGUUGUUGAAAAAUCACUUAGACUCUCAUGAAGCACUGGAGCACUUGUUAUGUCCUCAAACAUAUCCACGCCAAACUGAUGGAUACCAAUCAGAGAGGGUGAAGGAGCUCAGAAACAACCAACCGUUUGAUGGAAAAAGGGAUGUUUUUGAAUGGCCACAGACUGGACACACAUGCUCAGGUGCCAGACAACAGCCUGCCACAACCUUUCUGCCAUGGAAACAUGAUCACGAUCCAUGGGCAGGGCCAGGGCAACUUGUGACUGAAGGAAGUGACUCACAACUUCCUUUUUCUUUUAGUAAUGAUAUGCCAAUCCAGAACACGAUGGCAUACAAAGGCACCAAAUCAUCAAGUGCACCAAUUAGCCAUGAACACAGAGAUCCACUUAAUUCCCCCAAACCCAUAUAAUCCAGUUGAGAUGAGGCUCAGCAGACAGACCGGUGGAGAGGGAACUGUCACUGUGGGGAAAGAGCCCACUGAUGUCAGCUAUCUUACAGCUCAAAGGAUGCUGAAUGAGUUUUUGAACCAGAUUCCUCCUCCAGCGCAUGAUGGUGAAGGAAAAGAUACAGCAGAGCUAACAGAAGAGAAGCAGUAGCAUUUCAUUUGACGUCUUUUGGUAAACUGUAUAGGAAAUUAAAAAUCUCUAACACCUCCCGUUACCAAUAUUGCAGCAAGGAUGCAAAUAACUGUGGCUCUGAUAUUUGUGAAAUAAACUUAAUUUCUAGCUUUACAAGUGUACAAUUGCUCAAAAGUUAUCCUCAAUAUUAGUGUUUUUAUACCUGUUUGCACUUUUUGCCCUGGAUAUUGUGAAAUAUUUAAAGAUUGAUUAGAAAUAAAAUAAUAUAGCUAGAUAUUCAUAUUAUUUUAUAACUAAUGAAAUUUACUGUCAAUGAGCUGUUCGGGAAAGUAUAGCACUCUCAGUCUUUUAUCUUUGAGUGCUUAAUGUUUGCCUUUAUAAAAUUAAAAUUAAACUGGAGAGUAUAUUUUAUAGAGUGUAUUUAUUGUAUACUGUGACAUUUAGGAUAGUUUGAAUUGUUGUUUUUGUGAAAUCUGAUAGAAUAUUAAUUAUAGUUUCUGCUAGAAAAAAAUAAGCCACAUAACUAUGUACAUUUAUUAUAGAAUAUCCGUGUAUUUUUUAUUUUAAAUGUAUUAAUAAAGUCUUGUGUGCUAA